Messenger RNA from Acanthoscelides obtectus, 3143 nucleotides. NCBI's taxonomy places the organism in Eukaryota, Metazoa, Arthropoda, Insecta, Coleoptera, Chrysomelidae. The record is from the annotation of a GenBank genome assembly.
UGUGUUGUGACGUUGUGUAGUGUGUUGUGUACAACGCAUAGAAGUGCACAGAAGUGUCAAAUAGUACUAAUUAAAUUCGUGAUCGUUUUCAUAUUUUCUAAUUUUCAACAUUGGUUGUGAUUGUAAGAGAAAUAUACUGUGAUAUAAUUUCCUGUUCUGGUUCCACUUUAUAUUAAAAAUAGAAAAUGGCUCAAGAACAAUUCAAAAUAAGCCCCGAUUUGGAAAAAGAGAGGAAUAAAUGCACUUUCAAAACACUAGAAUUAACCCAAUUAUUAGACGGAGGCGCAGAAAAAUAUAAUGAGCGCAAAAGUCGUGGUGAGUAAAAGAAGAAAUGUUAAUCGUCAAGCAAUAUUUCUUAUCACUUUGUGGCCUUUUCCAGAGGAUUUUUUCCUAAGUGACCCAGAACUGAAGUCAAAAGUGCCUUUGGAAUAUUUGAGUCAUAAAGAAAAAUACGAAGAAGCUGUUCGUAAAGCGUGCUUAUUAUUUAGAAAAGUUAUACAACUUCAAAAUGAGGGAAAAGGUGGAAUGGACAAUUUUAGAGAAGUACUGGGUGGACAGCUGGGUUCUGCCAUACUCCCAGAUGGCAAUCCAAUUACUUUGCACUAUGUUAUGUUUAUCCCUACAUUGAUGGGCCAAGGAACAAUAGAACAGCAAGCUGAAUGGAUACAGAAAGCUUGGAACUGUGAUAUUAUCGGAACAUAUGCUCAAACUGAAUUAGGCCACGGCACGUUUAUAAGAGGUUUGGAAACUGUAGCUAAAUAUGAUCCUAAAACCGAAGAGUUCGUUUUACAUAGCCCUACGUUAACAGCUUACAAAUGGUGGCCUGGGGGAUUGGGCCAUUCUGCAAACUAUGCUGUAGUCGUAGCCCAACUAUAUACUCAAGGAAAAUGCCAUGGCAUUCACCCAUUUGUUGUACAAUUAAGGGAUGAAGAGACACAUGAACCUCUGCCUGGCAUAAAAAUUGGUGAAAUUGGGUGUAAACUUGGCAUGAAUAGUACAAAUAACGGUUAUCUUGGAUUUGACAAUGUCAGAAUCCCCAGGAAUUACAUGUUAAUGAAAAACAGCCAGGUUUUACCGGAUGGAACAUACGUUAAAUCGCCGAGUAGCAAGUUAACUUAUGGUACAAUGAUUUUUGUACGAGUUGUGUUAGUACAAGACGCAGCUACUUAUUUGAAAAAGGCCAGUAUCAUUGCUACAAGGUAUAGCGCAAUCCGGCAUCAGUCACAAAUAAAACCUGAUCAGCCUGAGCCGCAGAUUCUAGACUACGUAACUCAGCAGUAUAAACUCUUCCCAAAUAUCGCUUCGUGUUUUGCCUUCCAAUAUGCGGCAACUUGGUUGUGGGAUACAUAUAAUAAUAUCACAGAGGAACUUGAGACUGGACAGUUGGAUAACCUUCCAGAACUGCAUGCUACGGCAUGUGUUCUGAAAGCAGUAAGCACAGCAGAUGCCGCACAGGGUGUGGAAAUGUUAAGACUGGCAUGUGGAGGCCAUGGAUACAUGACUGCUUCAAACUUGCCAUCUACUUACGGACUCGUGACCGCUAUGUGUACAUAUGAAGGUGAAAACACCGUUCUUCUGCUACAGACAGCUAGGUUUUUGGUCAAGAUGUGGCAGAACAAGACCAAUGUGUAUAAGCUACCUACAAUGAAGUACCUGGCAACGGCAUUGAAUAGAGCAACACCUUUUGAGAAAUCUGUAGAAUGGGUCAUAGCCGCUCUGCAAAAGACAGCAGCUGGUAAAAUAGACCUUGCUAACAGACAUUUGAACGAAAGAGUAGCUAAAGGUCAGUCCUAUGAAGACGCGUGGAAUAACACUUCGAUAGAACUGGUCAGUGCUGCUGAAGUACAUGGCAGAACGAUUAUUGUGGAGCAGUUUUAUAACACGGUGCAAGGAUACAAGAGUAGAGUUUCUAAGGAGUUAGGAACUGUUCUUGAGCAAUUGUUGCAACUGUACGCUGUUAAUGCGGCACUCAGGUGUACCGGUGAUUUCUUAAGGUUCACUGAAGUUCUGGGGAAAGACAUCACAGUACUUCAAACCUGGUUAGAAGAACUCUUAAGCCAAAUUCGACCAAACGCUGUAGGUUUGGUAGACAGUUUUGACAUGAGGGAUGAAAUAUUGUCUUCUGCACUCGGUUGCUAUGACGGGAAUGUGUACGAAAGGUUAUUCAACGAAGCCCAAAAGAGUCCUCUGAAUGCGGAGCCAGUAAAUAAGUCAUACAAUUUGUAUUUGAAGCCUUUCAUCAAGGCACAACUGUAGAUCCAAUGAACAAGAUCCUUGAUUAAUAGCUAGUACAGGCGGUAGAUUACGAAUUCUUACGCGAAAAAAAAAAAAGAUUUGUAGUCAGAUUUAAAGCGAUAUGGGAGCAUACAAUUCGGGAAAAUAGUGCAUGCAUCAGUUAAAUACACUUAUAUUGUGAACUUUUUAUUAUCCUGUUUUGUUAAAAAAAAGACUGUUACAACCGUUAUAACUAAUGUUUUUUGGAUGUACGAGGGUUGUUUCAAAAAUAAGGUUUCCACAUUUUUUUCAGACACAAGGAAUUUUUUACGACGGUGUUGCCAGCAUUGGGAACCUAAUCUUUGAGAAAACCCUCGUAAAUAGUGGGUCAAAAAAAAAAUGACACACCGCAUUUUUUCUUUUUAUUUAACAUCUACCGCCUCGUCUACAAGGAGUCUCAGAAUACCUGGGGAAUAUGAUAUAUACAAAACGUUAUUUGUCGGUCUUUAUUACUGUGAAAGAGUCCGCUAAGACAUUUUUUUAUAAGAACUUGUCACAUUUUUUUUCAUGUGUUCUACAUACAUCCAAAGGGUUUUCCGCUUAUUUUGAGAUAGCCUUUAUAAUUUUAUAACGCCCGUCCAUUACAAUUAUCAUUAUUUAGGAUAAACAGAAAAAAAGACAAUCAUGUUUAUAUAUUUUGUGGUGGGCAUUGUUGAUUUUGAGGAACUCUAUACAUUCCAAUUUGAGAUUUUUAUGUAGAAAUCGAUUCUAUUGGUUAUUUGGAAUUUAUUGUCCUCAUAUAUUCUAUUGUGCAUUUGUUAGGGGAAGGUGUAUAUUUCAUAUUUGAUAGACUUGUUUUGUAUGCCAGAUGUAUAUUUUGUUGUUUAUUAUUUUGUUUAUGAUAUUUUAAUAAUAAAUGAAAUUACUGA